Messenger RNA from Perca fluviatilis (European perch), 3091 nucleotides. It is a transcript of the gene lrrc75a, whose product is annotated as leucine rich repeat containing 75A. NCBI's taxonomy places the organism in Eukaryota, Metazoa, Chordata, Actinopteri, Perciformes, Percidae. The transcript is spliced from 5 exons. The coding region runs from base 863 to 2233 and encodes 456 amino acids. The record is from RefSeq and is a predicted model, not a curated record.
CGCCCUCUUCCAGUUGAACAGAGGGUGUAAUACAUAAUUCAGUCCCAGCCAGGGAACACCUCAGUGUCUCUCUCUUUUCCUGUCAAGCCGCGGAGCUGCAGCCUCUACACAGCCCGUGGACCGAGACGCAGAUGCGGCUGCUUCCUGCUCCGGGAGCGGAUAGGGAAUCAACCUUGGAGAAGGACGAAUGCGGGGGUUAGUUUCAGCGUAUGCAUGACUUCCAGCGGCGGAGGAAGGACGGGGCAGACAGUCGGUGGGGAGACGUAAACAUUGCCAUGCCCUGCUUCAUGCACCACCUCCUCCUCCUCCGAUUCGUUUCCUCCUAUGGGGGCUCUGUUUUAGAGGAGAACCGCAGAGGAGAGUAAGAAAAUGACGCCGUUGUCGAAGGUAAAUAUGUUGGAGAUGUGGUGAAGUUGUGUUUGGGAUAGGAGGCUGCCGCGGGCCACGAUCUGCACUGUAGCCUACAGCAUCCUGACUUUGCUGUGUCCGUGUUUUCCGGCCAAAUGCCGCAGGCAGCAUCAUCCGUGCUGAGCUUCACUCUCUGGGAUUAACAAGUUCUCAGAAGCUAAAAACUAGUGGUUCAACUUCUUUUUUGGAGUAUUAUUUUGUAGGCUAUUGGGCAAUUCCCUCCUCUGUGUAACUGGGUGAUAAUGAACAUUUUUUUAUGAGGAGUUUGGAAUGGUAUUGCUCACAGUGCUUCACAUAUCAGCCCCAAACUGGAGGCUUUAAGAAAGAUGUGAUCAGCUGCAGACUUUGUGAUUAGCAAAACAUCUCAAACAUUAAUCAGGCCGGCCUCUGCAUGACUGCUUGGUGGGACCAGUCUUGUAAUUAUCACAGUUCACAUUAACUCAGUCUCAGCACCAUGGGUGCCAAGCAGACCAAAGGCCAUGAGCCUGGAGGAGCCAGCCCUCAGCACGGCUGGAAACGAACGCCCACCAAGGAGCGGGGCGACAUCUUGGCUUCCCUCAUGGUGAAGUCAGGGGACCGGCUGAGCCGUGGCGGGACGCCGCCGCCCUACCAGCGCCGCAUUGGCAUGAUCCAGGAUAUGAUGCUGAUGGCCAAGCAGGGCAAGCAGGACGAGGCCACAGAGAUGCUCAAGACACUCCGACAGGACCUGGGCAUGGAGUCAACAUCUCUGGAUGACGUGUUGUACCGCUACGCCAGCUUCAGAAACCUGGUUGACCCCAUCACGCAUGACCUGAUUAUCAGCCUGGCACGAUAUGUCCACUGUCCCAAGACGGAGGGCGACUCUCUGGGGGCGAUGGAGAAGGUGUGUCGUCAGCUGACCUACCAUCUCAGCCCCCACUCACAGUGGAGGAGACAGGGCCUGCUGAAGAGGAAACCUCAGUCCUGUUUGAAGGCGGUCCUGUCGGCCCCUCCAUCCAGCGGGGCGUUGGAUCUGUCCGGUAUCCCUCUGGUGGCCCGGGACAUGGAGCGUCUGUGUGCAUACCUACAGCGCAAUGCGUCCAUGGUGGUCAGCCUGGAGCUGGGCUUCACCGACCUGACAGACGAGGCGUUCCUCCUGCUCCUGCCCACGCUGGCCGUCCUGCCACACCUGGAGACCCUGGCACUGAACGGAAACAGGCUGACCAGAGCUGUUCUGAAGGAGCUGACUGACGCCCUGAAGGAUCCCGGCAGUUUCCCUAGCGUGACAUGGAUUGACCUGGGCAACAAUGUGGACAUCUUCUCCCUGCCGCAGCCCUUCCUGCUCAGCCUGAGGAAGCGCUGUCCCAAGCAGGGAAACCUGCCCACCAUCCUGGAGUUCGGAGAGAGUCAGGCCAGCGACCCCCCUGAGAGGCUGAGGGGGCUCGGGGAAGAGGAGGAGACAGACGACAACCGAACUGAGAGCAUGGGCGAGCUCCGGUCGGAGGUGGAGGAGGAGCUGGAUGGAGAGAUGGAGAUAGAGGAGAUGAUGGAGGAGCUGCUGGACUUUGACAGGGAGGUGCAGGGGAAGGAGGAUGAGGAUGAGAGCAUGUGGACAGUGGAGGAGCAGAGGAAAGUGGGGAGAAGGAUGGGGCGGAGAGGGGAGGAGGCAGAGAAGGAGGCGCAGAGGAAAGAGCAGCGGCCAGGGAGGAGGGCAGCGAUGGCAGACGAUGAUGACGACACACAGAGCCGCUCCUCCCACCGGUCCCGCUCCAGCCAGUCACAACACUCCUCUGCAGCAGUUGAGCCAAUGAGAAUGGAGGAAGUAGACUUAGAAGAGGUGACAGACCAAUCAGACCACUUGACCUGAUUGCUGCUCCCUGCUCUGCUCUGCUUAUGUUUCCCCUCCUGUGUCGAGUCCUGUGUGGAAGGAGGCAAGAGAAGACUUUGUCUCCUGCAGAGGAUAACCGAGUGUGCUCGAGGUCAGACGGGCUGCAGUGUGGGAAGGAUGUAAUCCAUAUGAACAUGCCACUGGAUACUCCAUCCACUGAUCUGAUUUGUGAGCAGCCACCAGAGCGUUCAGAUACUGGCAGAGUGACAGCUGAACCUAGGUGACUCUCGGUGACUGUAACAUGAGAAGACAAUCCCCAACAGGACGUCCGUUUUAUCGUAACUUUCUGUUUUUAAAGUACGAAUAGAUUAGGGAUGCUAUUGCAUAGAAUAGACUGAAUAAUUAUAUCACAUGAGGCUUUUAUAUAUAGAAUGUUAUUUUAUUUUUAUUCAGGUCCUUUCCUCCUGGUAACCCUGGUGAUACCUACACGUGCCUGCGACACGUCCCGUAACUGGUUAAGAGUUGUUGAAAGAUUAAAAAAGAAAAUAUGAAAACAGAUCGCUCAAACUAGUCAGGGCCCUUAAACCUUUUGAAAAAUGUGUUUGCCAAAAACUAGACAUGGUAAUGUAUAAAAUGUUUCCCUCCCACACACGUCCACGGCUAGCCAGAUGGAUCGGAAGACAGACGGAAAUCAAAAGUCAAGCCGACUGCUUCGUGGAAAUCAGUUGCUCCUUAAAACACCGACAGAUGCACCGUGCGUUAGUGGAAGAGAAGUGCUCUGAAGAUGAAAUUAGUCAGCUGAAACCAGAAGAAAAAAGCGACUGAAAAGGAGACAGUAAAGGCCUGAUGAUUGUAAAGAAAACAGUAAAAAAAAAAAAGGACUUGCUUUACAGUGGC